This is a messenger RNA of Orycteropus afer afer, 773 nucleotides long. NCBI's taxonomy places the organism in Eukaryota, Metazoa, Chordata, Mammalia, Tubulidentata, Orycteropodidae. The record is from RefSeq and is a predicted model, not a curated record.
CCGGACGCAGGUGCGGGGCAGAGCUGAGCGAGCGGCGCUGACGGGCCGGGCCGGGCCGGGAUAGGGGCCCGGGCAAGCGGAGGGGCCUGCGCGGCCGCCCGGCCCGGCCGCAGAGCAGCCUCUCCCUGGGACCAUGGGCUUCGGGCCCUGAGGACGCAGGACUCCUUGUGGCAAUGACGACGGGUGACUGCUGCCACCUCCCAGGCUCCCUGUGCGACUGCUCCAGCAGCCCUGCUUUCUCCAAGGUCGUGGAGUCCACAGGCCUUGGGCCACCCCAGUAUGUGGCACAGGUGACGUCGAGGGAUGGCCGGCUCUUCUCAACUGUCAUCCGGGCCUUGGACACACCAAGCGAUGGUCCCUUUUGCCGGAUCUGCCAUGAGGGAGCCAAUGGGGAGAGCUUGCUGUCCCCAUGUGGUUGUACUGGAACGCUGGGCGCCGUGCACAAGAGCUGUCUGGAGAGGUGGCUGUCCUCGUCCAACACUAACUACUGUGAGCUGUGCCACACAGAGUUUGCAGUGGAGAAGCGGCCCCGGCCCCUCACAGAGUGGCUGAAAGACCCGGGGCCACGCACGGAGAAGCGGACGCUGUGCUGCGACAUGGUGUGCUUCCUGUUCAUCACACCACUGGCCGCCAUAUCAGGCUGGCUGUGCCUGCGCGGGGCUCAGGACCACCUCCGGCUCCACAGCCGGCUGGAGGCCGUGGGGCUCAUCGCCCUCACCAUUGCCCUCUUCACCAUCUACGUCCUCUGGACACUGCCACCUGGAGCUGGGUAG